AUGGAGGGCGCCGAAGCGAAAGGAAAAGUUUUUGGGUCUUUGGCCAACAAUUUGGCAGCAAUGAGGAAAGAGGGCAACGCCGUACAUAUGGAAGCCGGUGAACGGAUGGAUGUCGACUCGGUGACGAGUGAGCACGAUAAGACGGUGUUGGCCGAAUUCGAGCGCCGUAAACGAGCCCGUCAACUCACAUUACCCACCGAUGAUCGGCAGUUGAAAAUGAAGCUCCGAAUGUUGAAUCAACCGAUUUGCCUAUUCGGAGAAGAUAUUCAAGACAGACGUGAACGUUUGCGAGCGCUCCUCUCCACUCUGACGCCCGAUCAAAUUACGAAGAUUUUACACACGGAAGAGGCAGGCGGCACCGAGCGCAGAGACAAAGAGACGAGUACAUGGUAUCAUCGAGGGACGGAGACACUUCGAGAUGCACGAGUGGCGAUUGCUGAUCAUUCGUUGAGGAAAGCAAAGAUUAGACUCGAACAUCUGCGCGAAGAAAGCACAAAGCCUGAUCAGGAAAAGGCCUUGGAAAAACAGGAAACGCAUCGAUGGGUACAACAGCUAAAUCUACAUGCAUCACAGGUGGCUGAUCUUCGUCCAGUUGCUUAUGUGGAAUUUGCGCCCGAUUCGGAUCACAUUGUAACUGCCGGAUGGUCAGGAGUGCCAGCUGUGUGGAGAAGAGACACCUGCGAGAAAGUGAUCAAAUAUCAAGGGCACCACGGGCAAUGCGGAUGUGCUAGAUUCCAUCCUCAAGCGUACAUUGGACAGGAUGAGAAUGCGUUAAACGUCGCUUCGUGUGCACAUGAUGGGACCGUCUCGUUGUGGUCACUUUCACAAGAACAUCCAAUCGCUCAACUCGAGAAGCAUCCACAACGCGUUUCCCGGCUCGCUUUCCACCCAACAGGGCGAUAUUUAGCCACUGCUUGCUUUGAUUCAACUUGGCGCCUCUUCGAUGUGGAUGUCGGCGAGGAGUUGCUCAUACAAGAAGGGCAUUCAAAGCACGUCUCCGAUGUGAUAUUUCAUCCGGAUGGCGGUUUAGCGCUCACGGUUGGUCACGAUUGUUAUGGACGAGUGUGGGAUUUGAGAACGGGAAAAUGUAUUAUGUUUCUGGAUGGGCACACAAAGGAGAUUUACACGGGAGAAUGGAUGCCGAAUGGUUUCGAGAUGGCAACCGGUGGAGCGGAUAACACAAUUAAGACUUGGGACCUCCGAAUGCGUCGUUGCACUUACACAAUGCCGGCGCACACGUCGACGAUUUCGCGGAUUAGAAUCGAUUCAAAGGGACAAUACAUGAUCUCUGGAGGAUUCGAUAAUUUGUUGAAAUGUUGGGCAACGCGUGGCUGGCAACCAUUGCGGGAAAUGAAAGGACACGAUACAAAGAUUAUGUGUAUCGACAUCUCUCCAAACGGUCAAUGGAUAGCUUCAGCCGCUUUCGAUCGAACAUUCAAAUUGUGGACCCAAUCCGAUUAC
Molecule: messenger RNA, 1461 nt
Organism: Mesorhabditis belari
Lineage: Eukaryota; Metazoa; Nematoda; Chromadorea; Rhabditida; Rhabditidae
Source: the annotation of a GenBank genome assembly